Molecule: messenger RNA, 3392 nt
Organism: Baudoinia panamericana UAMH 10762
Lineage: Eukaryota; Fungi; Ascomycota; Dothideomycetes; Mycosphaerellales; Teratosphaeriaceae
Exons: 1
Coding region: 1-3132 (1043 amino acids)
Source: RefSeq, a predicted model, not a curated record
AUGGCCGCCGUGUCCGCAAUGCCGACCGAGCGACCGAGGAAGAUGAUCAAGUACGGCAGGACAACAUCACGCUCAGGAUGGAACAAUAGGCAGCAGGCGGACGCUUGGUUUGACGACGACGACAACGCCAUGCCAGCGCGCAGACUGGCAAUGACUCGCGAACCUGCCGUGACCGCGACAUACAAGGUGCAGAAGCCGACACAUCAUCCCGCGCAGACAGCCCAGGAAUAUCGGGAAGCGAAGAAGAGCGCACCCAGGCCUGUGGCGAAGCGUGUCAAGCAGCAUGACAUGUUUGACGUACCGUCGUCUGACGAGGAGCCCGAUUGCGACUUCAUAAUCAAGCGGACUUCCCCGCCAAAACCGAACGUUAGGUCGUCAUUGCGGGACGACGCUGACGACAGGACGGAGACCCUUGCGCCUUGGGAGCGCGAGCUAGAGAGUGCUGGACUUGGAUUAAGAGGUGUCGGCGUUGUGGAUGCAAUGCAUGCGAUGUUGUCUCCGCCCCGGGUAGCGGAGGAGCCAAGCAGAGCUGCUACGGCUACAACUGCUUCUCCAGCUGCGAGCGCUCAUGCGUCAAUGACAGCUGCGGCAAGACUUACAGCUAGGCGCAACCGUACUGAUGUCAACGCCUCCGCAAACGCAACGUCUAACAAACGAAUCGCGACAGCAUCGAGGGAGGACGCCGAAACACCCCGAAAGAAAGCUCGCAGGCAGGAACCCUCGAACACUGAGCGCGAUCCACCUGUCCUGAACAACCAGCAUGCAAAGGCUCCAGUCGCCAAGCCCGGUGUGCACGACCCAGACAUUGACGUCUACGAUGUUCCGCUCGAUGACGAGCUUAGUACGACCUCUCGCUCCGCUCCGCUUUCCGCAAGCAGAGUUCCACGACCUCGGCAACCACCAUCGAAGACGCCAAUGCCGAAGCAAGGCCUUUCGGCGCCGGCUCGUCUUGCGGAAAUGCUACCCGUCGAAGCAGAAGAUGACGAAGCCAUCACGAUGUCGCCCACCGCCACGCCGUGCACACCACGGCGGAGUGCGACCCCUCACCAGGCACCUGGGAAACCUGCGACAGUCGUUAAGCGUGCAGGCGCAGUGACUCCGAAGCAGCGGCAGCUCUGGAGCCAGCUGCUGCCUAGCGAUGCUACAGCACCUUCGCCCAGCUCUCUGGCUAUGAAGGAGCUCACGCUUAGUGGGCGAGCACGAACAGUUGGGAACGCAGCGUCGCUGGUCAGGACACUGACGAAGGCAAGGUCUGAUGUUCCUGAGCUGCAUCGACGGAGAACGCGCGUAGUCGACCGGCUUAAAGCGUCGGUUCGUGAGGAUACAGUCGAGUCUGACGAAGAUAGCGGGAGCGCAGAUCAUGACGAACCAGCCCUCAAUUGCCUAACAAAACGCCAAAAUUCUACUCAAUCAGCGGUCAGCACCCCGGACACGACAUCACGGAGCCAGGGCCACAGCCAGACACAAGCCGCGCCAUCGCAGGCUGGGCCGCGCAUCACAUACGCAGCAGUACGCUCGCACCUCCAGGAUAGUAUUGAAGACAGUGUGCUGUUCGACCCUUCGCCCGUCGCGCCUCCUAAACCCAGCUUCGUCCGACAAACCAGCAAGCAGCGCAAAGUGUCGCAGAAGUCUACCUUCGACCUCGACGACAGCGAUGAGGAAGGCGGGACGAGCCAAGUACGGAGCAUCCAUGAGCUCCGCGCCGCCGGGCGCAGUAGACGCUUUAUGGAGGAGACCGAGGCUUUACUCGACGAGAUUGCCGAUCAUAGUAUCAGUGCGAGAAGCCGGAGACGAAGCGCCCUCGUGGAGCUUGCCACUAAGCUCAAGGAUAGAGCUUAUGUAGAGCGCUUUCUCAGCCAAGGCUACGAGCAUAAGUUAAUUAUCGAAUGUUCUGCGCCGCCGGACGAGGUGGCGGAUUUCGUGCUUGCCGCUGCUUUUGCACUGCCGCUUAACGGUGAGCUGCCGGAGCAUACCGUGAGGGCGUUGAAGAUGGGCGUGAUAACUUGGCUUGCCUCUUUGUUAACAGUUGACGUGCCGGUUCGGAAGAUGAUGAAGGAUCGCAAGCAUAACAUCGCGAAGGCUGCGCAGGCUGCGUUGGUCGAGUUCGCCCACUCGCUAGCCACUCAUCUCGGGCUCAAUGCAUCAGACCAACAGGAGCCGUUAACGCUACGUUUGGUGGCGCUUCUGGCACUUGACAAAUUGGUGGGCAAGCUACGCCAUUUGGGCGACACGACAGAGCUACUGGAACAUGAUCAGCUACUGCAGGUGUUGCGUUACGAAGCUGAAACCGAUGAAUUCCACACGCACGCCAUCAACAUCGCAGUCUCCCUGCUCGAGUCUUUGGCAUCCUCAGCCAUGAUCCUGGAUUGGCCAUCAGCCCUACUCGCCCGUCUAGCGUCACUGCUACCAACCUUGGCCAACUCCGACAAUAUACCCCAGCACACACUUUUCCUAGCCCUGCGGCUAACCCUCAACCUAACCACCGCCAACACUACCCACUGCAACGCCUUCGCCAAAACCGAAACGAUGCAAUACCUUCUCCACUCCAUCAACACCGGCUUCGCUCACCUCAACACACCACCCACCGUCAACGACCAGCCCACCUCACACCACGAGCACACACUAUCCCACGACUUCCUCAUCCUAUCCCUAGGCAGCGCAAUCAACCUCGCCUCCUCCUCGACAGACUUCCGGGCCUUCACCAUCUCCUCCCCAAACGCCCUGACAGCAACCACAAACCUGACAACCACACUCCAGCAGGCGCAAAACCGCAUGUCAGACGCCGAGACUCUGCCAGAAACAACCUCCAAUAUAGCCUACGGCUACUUAGCCGUUCUCCUCGCGAAUCUAUGUCAGACUCGCGAGGUGAGGGACUUCAUUGCUGCGCGGCUGGAGCGGGGGAGGUUGGAUGUUUUGGUGCAGGCGGUGGAGGAGUUUGUGGGGGUGCAUGAGAGGGUUGAUUUGAUUGCCGGCGCAGCUGGGGUGGGAGGUGGAGGUGGGAUUGAAGGUGGGAUAGGAGGUGGAGAUGGGGCUGUGAUGUUCGAGGGGCGGGAGGGAGCGGAGGUGAUGGGGGCGUUUACGGAGAGGUUGAGGGGUGUGCUUGGGAGGCUGAGGGAGGUUGCUGGGGUUUGACGAAGAUAUCACGAGGACUGAGGAAGAGGGUAUUAUAAUGUUGACCCUGAGAUGCUGUAGAUCUGUAGCCAUGUGCACACGAUCGUGCUAAGCCUGUACGUCUGUCAUGCGCUUCAUUCGAGUAAUGAGGCGAGUGUACAUAUUCCAUUGCUGCACACGGUAACUUCGUAUCCACAGAAACGGUAUGGUCAUUCCCGCUAUGGACCCCAGCCCAGCCAACCCCCCAACUCCACGCUCGAAGAAGACAUAUAUUCCGCGUC